Durio zibethinus is the source of this 1026-nucleotide messenger RNA. NCBI's taxonomy places the organism in Eukaryota, Viridiplantae, Streptophyta, Magnoliopsida, Malvales, Malvaceae. The record is from RefSeq and is a predicted model, not a curated record.
AUGAAGCCCACAAACAGCCCAAAGGAGAAGUCACCUAGAAAAUCAUUGUCCAGCAAACCUGGGAUUGAAAAGGGCAGGGGGGUUCAAGAUACUGGAGUAUCAAAUGGACAAGAAAAUAUACAUGCAUUUCGGACAAUGGCUGAUAUACACCUAAGCAGUUCUCCUAGUUGUGAGAAGCCAACAUCCACAGCCAGUACAGAAGACAACCUUGUCACUAAGAGGGUUGAUCCUACUAGCUGCGUUGUCAAAAUAUCUAAUUCUAUCAGUGAUUCCAAAGACAAGUCCACUGAUUCUGAAGAUGCUGAAGUGGAGUCAACUUCAGAGAUAGCAUUCAAUUCUCAGCGUGAUGAACGAGAACCCACUUCUGCACAACAAGAAGAACCCAUUUCUGAGCACACUCAAAGCUUGCCAGAAGCUGAUAUAAAGUCUAUAAGUAAAAAAGAUGAGACUUUUUGUGACAUGCAGGUUCUUGAAGCAGCAAAAGAGUUUCUUGACGUGCAGGUUCUUGAUCGAAGAUGCUCUUCAAAUAAAACAAGUAGUCCUAAUGCAAAAACAGAAGGUGGUGACACGAGCUACUUGUCAUUAGAAAGUAGCUACUUACAGCCUUCCGUGCUGAUGAAAUUAAGAGUGUGUGGGAGAAUCCAAGUCAAACAAAGAGCCGAUGCUCUGGAGUCUCUGCUUGAGCUAUGUGCUAGGCUUCUUAAGCAAGACAAAAUCGAUGAGCUUGCUGGUGUUCUACGACCUUUUGUGGAAGACGCUGUCUCAUCUAGAGAAACAGCAAUUUGUAGUAGCAAAGAAAGAAACGAGGAGGCCCCAACCAAGGAGCCAAGAACAGCAAAGUUGAGGAUACAGCGCUGGAGGCUGUGGAUGGGCCUGGAGCAAGCGGCUGGGGCGUCAGUGGAGGCCAUGACUGCGCUCAUGGAGGCGGCAGCGACAAUGACGGCGCAAGAGAUCUUCUGCAUGUCCAUGAUGGAGAAGAAUAAGCGCACAGAGAGACCUGCCUUUAUUUGGUCAAAGGGAGAAUGA